Molecule: messenger RNA, 12189 nt
Organism: Hypoxylon fragiforme
Lineage: Eukaryota; Fungi; Ascomycota; Sordariomycetes; Xylariales; Hypoxylaceae
Product: polyketide synthetase
Exons: 8
Coding region: 160-12099 (3979 amino acids)
Biological process (GO): secondary metabolite biosynthetic process; fatty acid biosynthetic process
Molecular function (GO): fatty acid synthase activity; 3-oxoacyl-[acyl-carrier-protein] synthase activity; phosphopantetheine binding
Source: RefSeq, a predicted model, not a curated record
CGUAACGUAACCUCAUAUUAGACUGAAGUUUCCGUGUAUAAUCUGUAGUUCAAGUGCGAGGGGUUGAGCAAAGCAGAAUCACACAAUACCAGACCGGACCAAAUCCAAAUAUGCAAUGAGCUCAUCUAUGCCAAUACAUUUUCUUCAUAAUUACCAAAUAUGUCUGGUCGAGAACCCAUAGCUCUGGUCGGCGUUGGAUGUCGGUUCCCGGGCGACGUGAACACGCCAUCAGCGCUGUGGGACUUACUUACUAACCCUCGAGACCUCCUCACCCCUAUACCAGAAGACAGAUUCAGCGCUCGCGGCUUCUACCACAGCAACAGCCAGUACCAUGGCCACACCAAUGUCCAGCAGUCCUACUUCCUGGGCGGCGACAAGCCGCACCGGCGUUUUGAUGCGCAGUUCUUCGGCAUCAGCCCCGCCGAAGCGCGUGUCAUGGAUCCCCAGGUCCGUCUGCUGCUCGAGACCGUCUAUGAAGCCCUGGAGGACUCCGGCAGCACGAUCGACGGUCUCCAAGGGUCCAGCACCGCCGUGUACUCCGGCGUGAUGGUGUACGACUACGAGCACAUCAUGAACCGCGACGAGAAUGCCAUGGGCAUCUACCACGUCACCGGCACCGCGCGUGCGCUCAUCUCAAACCGCAUAUCGUACUUCUUCGACUGGCAUGGGCCGUCGAUGACCAUCGACACGGCGUGCAGCUCGAGUCUCUACGCGGUGCACCACGCUGUCCAGCAGUUGCGUUCGGGAGGGUCGCGGGUGGCUAUUGCGACGGGCUGCAAUCUGCUGCUUGAUCCGUACGGAUAUGUCACGGAAAGCAAAAUGCAGAUGCUGAGCCCAAGUGGCAGAUCACGCAUGUGGGAUGCGAGCGCGGAUGGCUAUGCGCGGGGAGAGGGAGUUGCGGCGGUUGUCCUGAAGACCCUAAGCGCAGCUGAAGCGGAUGGUGACCAUAUUUACUGCGUUAUACGCGAGACCGCUGUGAACCAGGACGGGAGGACAAAGGGCAUUACAGUUCCAAGCUCAAAGGCACAGGCAGCCAUGAUACGGGAGUGUUAUGCUCGUGCUGCUUUAAACAUCAACAAUCCAUCCGAUAGACCUCAAUUCUUCGAAGCCCACGGCACCGGCACGCAGGCUGGUGAUCCCAUAGAAGCUGAGGCGAUCAGCUCUGCAUUCUUAAGUAAAAGCUGCACCCCGAGCCCGGACCCCCUUUAUGUCGGCAGCAUCAAGACUAUUAUAGGCCACACUGAAGGGACGGCUGGUUUAGCAGGCCUUAUCAAAGCCGCGUUGGCUAUUCAGAAUUCAGCCAUCCCAUCAAAUCUGUUAUUUAAUCGCCUCAACCCUCGCAUACAGCCCUUUUACACGGGCCUGAAUAUCCCUACUUCCACAAUUCCGUGGCCGGCUGUCCCAGCUGGCACCCCGAGACGAGCGAGUGUGAACAGCUUCGGCUUCGGUGGUGCAAACGCUCACGCGAUUCUAGAAAGUCACCCUCAAAGGCCAACCCAAUAUCCCACCCCUGAAACGCCUGUAUUUUCUCCUUUCAUCUUUUCAGCGGCGUCCGAGAUCUCCCUAUCAGAGUCUCUGGCAAAAUUCCGCGAUUUUCUCGUGAACGAUGGCCAGAGCUUGGGUUUAAGAGACUUAGCAUUCACAUUACAUUCCCGGCGGACGCGAUUUGCUCAGGCCAUUGCAUUUUCUGCUUCGACGGUAGAUGAACUCGCUUCAAAGAUUGAUACGAGGAUCAUGUCUUCCACGUCUGAUCCCACAGAACCCUUGGGAACUCGAGCACGACAGAACCCAGGCGGUUCAACGCCUCGCGUUUUAGGAAUAUUUACGGGACAGGGGGCUCAAUGGGCCCGAAUGGGGUUCGAGCUGAUCACAAGUUCAGCCGCGGCGCGACAGAUCAUCGACGGGCUGGACGCAGCGCUGGCUAGUCUUCCAUUAGAAGAUCGUCCGUUGUGGACGAUCGCAGAGGAGCUACAAAAAGAAGAGGGCUCUUCUCGGAUUGGUGAUGCGGUCUUCUCACAGCCUAUCUGUACCGCAGUGCAGAUAAUGUUGGUAGAUAUACUCAAAUCAGCUGGGGUUGAGUUCACAGCUGUCGUGGGACAUUCUUCAGGGGAAAUUGCAGCUUCCUAUGCGGCAGGACGCUUGUCGGCUAACGCUGCAAUCCGCGUUGCAUAUUAUCGUGGUUUGAGUAUGACGUUGGAACAGGCACAGCCAAAGGCCGGAGCGAUGAUGGCAGUAAGGACUUCUCAAGAAGACAUGGAGGAGCUUCUGCAGGAACCUGAGUUCGAAGGCCGAGCUUGGAUCGCAGCCAUCAACUCAUCCGCCAGUAUCACCGUUUCCGGAGACAUGGAUGCCAUCGAGGAGCUAGGCGCUGUGUUAAAAGAUGAAAAGAAGACGUACAGAAUUCUUAAAGUCGACAAGGCUUACCAUUCGCCCCACAUGCUCCCCUAUUCCAAGGCGUAUCUUGCCUCCCAGGAGAAACUGGACAUCCAAGUAAACCCUCCGUCUCAAUGCACUUGGAUCUCGACUGUAUAUGACGAUGAUAACGCUCGCCUCACCACUGAGCUCAAGGGCCAAUAUUGGAACAACAACUUACUCAACCCAGUUUUAUUCAGCCAAGGCGUGGAAACAGCUUGGGCGGACAAAGGCCCGUUCGACGUCGUUGUUGAGAUCGGUCCUCACUCGACCCUCAAAGGGCCAGUGCUGCAGACAUUCCAGGACAUAGCCGACCAAACAGUCCCGUAUACCAGCUUACUCCAGCGAGGGUCCAACGACAUCAAGGCGCUUGCUGAAGGGCUCGCAUAUAUAUCGCUGCACCUCGGAAAAGGGAGCGUCGAUUUCUGUGCAUUUGAGACCUUCCUAUCUGGAAGCUCCAAGUACGCGCCUGUGCAGGGGCUGCCAUCAUAUGCCUGGAACCACGAGGGCGACUACUGGCACGAAUCGCGGUACGCCAAAGCCAUUAGCCAGCGGCCCAAUGCGGUGCACGAGCUCCUCGGCCACCUGGCUCCUGAUUGUUCCAGCGAAAACAUGCGAUGGCGACAUCUGCUUCGGCCCAAGGAAGUCCCGUGGCUCAAGGGCCACCAGCUCCAGGGCCAGAUCGUGUUCCCAGCCGCCGCGUUCGUCGCGACGGCUCUGGAAGCUUGUUUAGCCGUAUCACGCGGAGAUGGUAUCACGUUUAUAGAGUUGUCUGACGUUGAAAUCACCCAAGCCCUCACAUUUGACGACGAAGACUCCGGCGUGGAGGUCGUCUUCUCGUUGGCCAACCUUCAAAGACACGAUAAGUUUCAUGUCACGGCUGAGUUCUACUACAGCGCCGCUACCGGCAAAGGCGAGGGAAUGUUGGAUUCGCUGGCGCACGGCAGCAUGCACAUUUUCCUCGGCGAGCCCUCGCCCAAUGUCCUACCGAGCAAUAGUCUGCGUCCCACGAACAUGAUCGCGGUUACAACCGACGACUUUUAUGAUUCCUUAACCAGCAUAGGGUAUGAAUACUCUGGUCCGUUUGUAGCGUUAUCGAACCUCAGACGAAAGCUUGGAGCGGUGACAGGGUCCGUUUCGGACGUUGAGGAAUCUCAGUUAUUGGUACACCCUGCGUUGCUCGACUCAGCUUUCCAGGCUAUCAUUCUGGCGGCGAGUAGCCCUGGCGAUGGGAGGCUUUGGUCGAUGCAUAUUCCGAAUAAGAUCAAACGAAUCAGAGUCAACCCUGCGCUAUGCACAGCCCUGCGCGAGUCCGGACGACAGUUAACGGUGGAAGCUUCGCAGCCUAGCAACUUAUUAUCGCGUAAGGGAGACAUUAAGGGGGAUGUGAACAUUGUUCCUGCCGACUCUAGCUAUGCCAUGAUACAAGUAGAAGGGCUAAAGUGCGUUCCAUUUUCGCCCGCCAAUGCCGAAGAUGACAAGGCCAUGUUCUCUUCCACAGUAUGGGGUCCUUCGUCUCCGGAUGCGUCGAAAGUCGUUUCCGACGGCGUCGUAACACCAAAGCACUAUGACCUAGCAUAUUCGCUCGAGCGAAUGGCGUGUUUUUAUCUCCGCAAGCUAGAUCAAGAGGUCCCUUCUGAUCACCCCAGCAGGUCUGAAGGACCGUAUCGCUUGCUGUUUGGAUAUGCGUCGCACAUUUCGGGUCUUGCCAAGAAAGGGGCAUGGUCCUUUUGGAGGUCGGAGUGGGACGAUGAUACUAGGGAGACGAUAACAGCAUUAAGUCUUGCCCACUCAGGGGUCCCCGAUGUCAACCUCCUGCGGGCCAUAGGACCGAGACUCACGGACAUCGUCAUGAACCGCACGUCAGCGAUUGAGAUUGGCAUGCAAGACGAUCUCCUAUCGCAAUUCUACCAGAAGGGCCUCGGGAUGCCUGAGUAUCUAUCGUACCUAGCGCGGACUAUCCGUCAGAUCUUGCAUCGAUCGCCCCGAAUCCAAUGCCUCGAAAUUGGUGCCGGGACGGGGGCUGCCACCAAGGCAAUCCAGCACGAGACAGACAUGUCGUUCUCCUCGUACACGUUUACUGAUGUUUCAUCCGGCUUCUUUGACGCUGCACGGGCUGGCCUUGGGAGUGAUGCCGAUCGCAUGAUUUUCAAAGCCCUGGACAUAAGUAAAGACCCUAUUAGCCAAGGGUUUGCAGAACACUCGUACGACUUGAUAGUUGCCUCCAUGGUGAUACACGCGACCCCUUCGCUAACCCAGACGCUCAAGAACGUUCGUCGUCUCCUCAGGCCCGGUGGCUAUCUCGUGGUAUUAGAAGUCAAUGCCGAUUUACCGGCCCGUAUGGGAACAAUAUUCGGUGCUUUCCCUGGAUGGUGGCUAGGCGCUGAAGACGGGCGAACACUCUCACCGUGUGUCCACCUCCCACAAUGGAACGAGCUCCUUCGCGAGACCGGGUUUUCCGGCUGCGACACAACGACUCCAGAUCUAGAUCCGCUCGUCCAACCCUUCACCAUUUUCGUGUCGCAGGCACUGGAUGAAGAGAUAGCUUUCCUUCGCGAUCCACUCGCCCUUCCUACCAUCCCAAGUCCGGCGAAGCUGAUGUCAGAUUUAGUCGUGGUCGGCGGAGACAGCUCUACACUCGCGGCAGAAGCGGGGGCGUUACUGGAAGCAUUCUACGAACAAGUACACUGUAUCAGCUCUUUACAAGAUUUCGAAUCUCUCAGAGUCGGCUCAAACGCAACUGUGCUAUGUCUAGCCGACCUUGAAGAGCCCGUCUUUCGGAAUCUCACAGAAGCAACCUGGGAUUCUCUCAAGCUCAUGCUACAGGAUGUUGGCUGUGUUCUUUGGGUUACUCAGGGGCGGCGGGCGCGGAACCCGCAUUCCAACAUGACGAUUGGAUUAUUACGCUCGGCCAUUGACGAAUUCCCUGGUUUGGACUUCCAAUUCCUAGACAUUGAGGAUGAGGGAAGGCCAAGCGCAGAGUCGAUCAGUAAAGCCCUGCUGUGCUUUAAGGCGGCAUGUCUGUGGAAGCGAGAGGAUCACAGUAGAUUUACCAACCUGAUCAUCGAGCCAGAACUGGUCAUAGAUAAAGAUGGCAAUGAAGUCGUGCCUCGCUUGGUGAUGAAUAAGACCAUGAACGAUCGCUAUAAUUCUUCGAGGAGGGAAAUAUCUAUUCAGAGCACAUUUGACAACCGAAACAACACCGUGAGCAUCGUGGACUCAGGUUCUGGCUACUCACUCCGUCAAAUCCCACUCGAUCUAUUUGCAGCCGAUGCGGAGAAAACAGUAUCAAGUGUCCGGGUCUCCUGUUCCCUUCUUGCGCCAGUCCGAGUCACCAGGCGUGAUUCCUUAUUUUUCUCCAUUGGACAAGACGAAAACACCCUGACCCCCGUGCUUGCACUGUCGACAUCCAAUGCAUCAGUAGUGCGCCCAGCUAUCUAUAUUCCGCUAUCCACCGACAGCCCACUCUCAUUCGCAGUGCCCUUCCUUCGGUUGGUCAUCAUAUAUCAUCUCGUUUCCUCAGUCUUCGAGGAUCUCGACGAAGGAGACCGAGUCUGGUUCCACGAGCCUGAAAGUGAAUACAUCGACAUCGUAGAAGCAGAGGCAAAAAGAAGUGGUAUUAAUGUCAUAUUCACCACGACGCGCGAUGACAUGCCCCACGACUGUGUGAAGAUCCAUCCUAAUGCCACACAACGUAGCUUAGAGGCUCUCGAACCUUUGGGUAUAGCUGUGUUUCUGAACUUCGCGGCCACGGACGCGGGAAAGCGUGUAGCCAAGGAAAUCCAAGCAUGUCUCCCUGUUUUCUGCAGAUGCGAGACUGUGCAAACAGUCUACAGAGGCCUGGCUAAAGUACCGUCCGCCGCGCGAGUGGGUCAAAUUAGAAUGCGCCUCCAGGAGGUUAUCGCAAAAGCGAAUAGUCAGCUAGCAGCUUUUACAGAAACGAGUAUAGGGAACAACGACAUUGGCCUCGCAGAAGUACCCGGUGUACCCAAUGAACUCGCACAUCGAUACAUCGUCGAUUGGACGAUAGGAAGCGAAGUUCCUACGCAAAUCCAGCCCGUUGAUGCUGGACCGUUAUUCUCGGCCACGAAGACGUACUGGCUUGUUGGUCUAACCGGGACUCUGGGCCUCUCGCUAAGCGAAUGGAUGAUCCGCCACGGCGCGCGGUAUAUAGUCGUUUCGAGCCGGACCCCUAAUAUCGAUGAACGGUGGGUAGAGGAGAUGGCUGCCAUAGGGGGUAAGGUUAAGAUAUCUUCAUGCGAUGUAACAAGACUUUCCGAACUAAAAACGACGUACGCCGAAAUAUGUUCCACAAUGCCCCCUAUUGCCGGGGUGGCGCAAGGUGCCAUGGUCCUCGACGAUAUCCGCUUCAGCAACACCAGCUUCGACAUCCUACAGAAAGUCACACGGCCCAAGGUGGAGGGAAGCAUCAACCUCGAUGCCCUCCUCCAAGACACCGCCCUAGAUUUCUUCGUCUUCUUCUCCUCCACCUCCUCCAUCGUCGGCACCCCGGGCCAGUCCGCGUACUCGGCCGCCAACCAAUUCAUGGUCAGUCUCGCUGAGCAGCGGCGGCAGCGCGGGCUCGCCGCCUCCGUCAUCCACAUUGGUCCCGUGUACGGCGUCGGCUACGUCGCGCAGAACCGCAUCGACGUUUCGGUGAUGCGGUUGCUGGGCGUUAAGCCGAUCUCGGAGUCAGACUUCCACCAGCUGUUCGCCGAAGCCGUGCUGGCGGGCAAUUCGCGGUCCAAUCUCUCGGUUGACAUCACGACGGGUAUUGUGCCGGUGCAGUGGGACGAGGAAGCGCAGCCGAGAUGGGCGGCUAACCCGAUCAUGAGCCACUGGGUCUUGAAUGGGAAGGCGGUCGAUAAUGUAGCGGUCACGAAGUCCAAGGCUUCGCUGAAGGUGAAGUUGCACGCUGCUCGAAGUAGAGACGAGGUUGAUAAUGUCGUCAAGCAAGCUCUCAUUGAGAAGCUUGGUAGUCUGCUGCAUCUGAGUAUGGAGUCUCUUUCCGACAACACUAACUUCGAUAUCGCUGGUCUGGACGAACUUGGCGUUGACUCGCUAAUGGCGACUGAAAUCCGGUCUUGGCUGAUGAAGAGCUUGGAAGUUAACGUCCCGGUCCUAAAAAUACUAAGUGGCUUGUCCGUCAAGGAACUGGUAAUAGGGGUUGUGGACGCCAUUGAUCCGUCUAAGAUUCCUAAUGCGCAGUUCAUACGAUCUGACAAUACCACGUCGACAAGCGCGACUACGCCAGAGUCAAGACCGUCUAGUGACGACGAUAGCGUAUUGGACCAAACCCUCUCAACUGUAUCCGAGUUAUCUCUCAAAGACGGCUCCGAGGGCGACACGACGAUAGAUCGAGAUCGUCUGGCGCUCCCAACUGUCGACUUAUCAUUGACUCAAGGGAUGUUCUGGAUCGCUUCGACAUUAUUCGACAACAAGUCAAGUCUGAACGUCAGCGGUGUCGCGAGAAUCUCGGGACAGUUACGGAUAUCUGAUUUCAGAGAUGCGGUACGAGCCCUCGGGCAGAAGCAUGAAUCGUUCAGAACUUGCUUCUUUGUGUCCGACGGGAAGGUUAUGCAAUACAUCAUGGAGAGUAGCCAUCUCGAUCUCGAGUAUCGCGAAAUCGACUCUGAAGGGGAGGUAGAGAUAUAUCGGCGAGAGGUAGAGAGUCAUGUUUACGACUUGACUAACGGCAAGACCUGCCGUGUCAUUCUCUUAUCUCUCGCGCCCGAUACCCAUUUCUUGGUUGUCGGCACAACGCACCUUUGCUUCGAUGGAUUCUCUAUCCAGGUAUUUCUACGCGAUUUGUUCCGACACUACAGCCAUCAGCCAGAGGUAAAGAUGGCCUUGCAGUAUAAAGACUACGUGCAAAUGGAGACUCAAGCGCUUGCAUCCGGAAGUUUCAAUAAGGAAUUGCGCUUCUGGAAAGAACAGUACCCCGACUUUCCCCCUAUACUCCCAAUUCUCCGGGUCUCUUCUGCCACUUCUCGGCCUAGCUUGACAGCAUUCAACCAUAUCAAGGUGGAUGUAAAGAUCGAACGAAAGACGAGGUCGGCCAUUCAAAACAUAUGCCGCGAGCACAGAAUCACACCAUUCCAAUUCUUCCUCUCCUGCUUCCGGGUACUCCUUGCGAGAUACUCGGACACCGAAGAUGUGACAAUCGGUGUCAGCGAUGCGCAUCGGAAUAACGAAGGAACAGAGGACUGCAUAGGCGUCUUCGUCAACGUGUUGCCCGUCCGCUUCCGCACAAGUCUCGCAAGCAAGUUCAACGAGGUUAUUCAGGAUACCAAGGCUAACAUGUUGAAUGCGCUGAGGAAUUCAAAUGUGCCGUACCAGGCGGUCCUAAAUGAACUGGACCCACCACGAUCAUCUACAUUUACGCCCAUCUUCCAAAGCUUCAUCAACUACAGACAGGUGAUGAACACGCAAAUCUCAGACGAAUGCGGAGUUGAAUUAUUGUCCAUCGAGCCAUCCAGGACGGGCUACGAUCUGAACCUGGACAUCCUCGACGACCCCCAAGACUGCCGAGUCACACUGUUUGCGCGCGAUGGCCUUUACCAGAGGGCUGAGGCUGAUACUCUCGUCAAGAGCUAUAAGAAGCUUAUCAAGGCCUUUGUGGAAGAGCCUGCCGCACCACUUGCCAAGCCGGUUAUGUAUGAUCAUGGCGACGUUCAAGCGGCGUUGAGAUUCAGUCAAAGCCCGCCUCGUACGUCCAUGUGGCCAGCCACCGUAAUUCACAGAUUCGACGAUAUCGCGAAGAUUAACCCUGACCAGGUUGCCGUUAAGAGCAGGGCAGCAGGAAGCCUUACUUACUCGGAACUGCUUCGCCUAUCUGGGUCUAUUGCGAACACCCUAACUUUAUCUGGAGCCAAACUUGGUUCUCGGAUCGCUCUUCUGCAGGAACCGUCGCCCAGGUGGAUAGCAUCGAUCCUCGCUAUCUUGCGGAUCGGUGGUGUAUAUCUGCCACUAGACCUCUCUACCCCCUUUUCCCGGUUAGCCACGAUCUUUAAAGAUUGCCAGCCGCACCUUGUCCUAGUGGACACAGAAAGCGAGCAUCAUAUUAGCAAACUUGAACAACCGGAUUUACUAGCCAUCAACAUAUCAUUGAUAAACGAUGAAACACAGACACCCCCAAUAAGCGCCACGGCAGAAGGGCAAGCCGUACUUCUAUACACCAGCGGCUCCACCGGUGUACCUAAAGGCAUCAUGCUGAAACACGACGGCAUCCUAAACCAAAUCGAGCCAACGCAGGAAAUAUACAGAAUAGACGCAGAAGUCGUCUUGCAGCAAAGCGCCUCUAGUUUCGACCUCUCGUACCUACAAAUCUUCACCGCGCUCUGUUUCGGGGGUAGUCUUUACCUGCUCCCGAGAGAGCUGCGCGCCGAUGCUUCCGCCAUCACGGACAUUAUAGCCAGCGAAGGAAUCACUUACACCCUGGCGACGCCGACAGAGUGCUCGAGCUGGCUCCGAUACGGCCAAACCGACAGCAUCAGUGCGUCUUCGUGGCGGACGGCUGUCUGUGCCGGGGAGGCUGUGUCCGAGGCUUUGCUCACACAGUUGCGGAACUUACAGAAGAGCGAGCUCCAUUUCUUCAACGCAUACGGGCCAACAGAACUCGGAGUGGCUACUGCCAUGGAGGUAGCGUACCAAGACCCCGAAAACGCUCAACAGAAUCGCGGCAAAGUCGCAGGUGGCUUUACACUGCCCAACUGCGCCGUGUAUGUGGUUGACGAACAACUGAACUUGGUACCGCCGGGGGUGCAGGGAGAGAUAUACCUGGGCGGAGCAUGUGUUGCCGUGGGAUACGUGAAUAAUGCCAGCCUGACGGAUGAAAAGUUUGUCCCCAAUGUCUUCGCAUCGAGCGAGUUCAGAGAAAGGGGGUGGACCAGAAUGCACCGAGUGGGCGACCUGGGCCGUUGGAGAGAAGACGGCGCCCUCGUUAUUGAGGGCCGUGUCUCGGGGGAUACCCAUAUAAAACUUCGAGGCUUCCGGAUCGACCUGCAAGAAAUUGAAACCGCCAUACUCGAGGCGGCUGAUGGCUUCCUGUCCGAGGUCAUCGUGUCAGUUCGUCAGACCUCGUCUUCGGCCCCUGAGUUUCUCAUCGCACACGUCGUAUUCCACCCCACAAGCCCAGAAAGCAGACGUGAAGACCUUCUACAUACUCUUUCCUCCUCGAUACAAUUACCAAGAUACAUGCAUCCCGCAGCUAUUAUCCCUCUCCAACAGAUGCCGAUGACCAGCUCCGGCAAGCUCGAUCGGCGGGCAAUCAGCUCCCUACCCAUCCCAAAAAUGGCGAAAGACACCAAACAAUCACCACCACAACAAGGCGAGUUAUCCCCCGUAGAGAAAAAGCUACGCGAGCUCUGGAUACAAGUAAUCCAGCAGCAAGUGCGGCCGGACGAGGAAAUCACCACCUCGACCGACUUCUUCAACGCGGGCGGCACAUCCCUCCUCCUGCUCGAGCUGCAGGCGCAGAUGAAGGCCGAGUUUGGCGUCAAGCCGCCCGUGACGCGGAUGAUGGAGUUCAGCACCCUCGGCGGCAUGGCGAGCUUGCUCUCGGACAGCCACCCGGCGCCGCGGAAGGCAAUGGUGGACUGGGACCAGGAGACGGCGUUGCCGCGCGACAUACUCACCCUUAUCCAGCAAUCUCACGCGCCCACACUCCCACCUACACCCACCUCCGAGCCCAUCACCAUCGUCCUCACCGGCGCAACCGGCUACCUCGGCACCGCCCUCCUCACCUCCCUCGUCGCCUCGCCACAGAUAAAGCACAUCCACUGCAUCGGGAUCCGCAACGCCUCGCACCGCCCCACCCUCUCCUCCCUCCCCAAAGUCUCCCUCUGGGAAGGCGACCUCAAGCUGCCCCGCCUCGGGCUCAGCGCCGCCGCCUCCCGCGAAGUCUUCCGCGCCGCCGACGCGGUAGUCCACAACGGCGCCGAGGUCUCGCACAUGCAGUCGUACCACUCGCUGCGCCUGCCGAACACCGCCUCCACGCUCGAGCUGGUCCGCACGGUGGCCCUGGAGGCGGGGCGCCGCGUGCCGGUGCACUUCGUCUCGACGGCGCAGGUCGGCGUGUACUUCGCCGAGAACGCGCGCGUCCUCGCGCUGCCGGAGGUGUCGGUGGCGGCGCACCCGCCGCCGCGCGACGGGUCGGAGGGGUACGCGGCGAGCAAGUGGGCGAGCGAGCGGGUGCUCGAGCGGCUGCACGCGGAGAGCCCCGGGGGGUGGCCGGUGUUCGUGCAUCGGCCGUCGCUGGUGCUACGGCCGCUGGAGAGCCCGGCGCUGGACUUGGCGCAUAAUGUGCGGCGCUACGCGGUGAGGAUGCGGGCUGUGCCGAGGGUUACGAGGUUGGUUGGGUACUUGAAUACGGUUGGGAUCGGGGAGGUGGUGGAGGGGAUUGUGGGGGAUUUGUUGCGUGGGCUGGAUACGGGUGAGACGGGAGUGAGGUAUAGACAUUACUUUGGGGAGGAGAAGAUUCGGCUGGAUAGUCCGAUGGCGGCGAUUUUUGGGCUUGGGGAUGAGGAGAGAGAGGCGCUGGGGGAGAUUGUGGAGUUGGAGGCGAAGGAGUGGACGAGGAGAGCAAUGGAGCUUGGGAUGCCGGAGGGAGUGGUGGAGUGGAUGGAGGGUGUUGAGGAGCAGCGCGUGCAGUAUUUUCCGGAGCUUUUGCACGGUGGUGGUGAAUAACGGAUAGAUCGAUUCCUUAACGAGAUAUCAUUGUAUUGUAGUAUGUAUGUAAUGAACUUUGAUUGAUUAUUGAUUAUCUAUAACUAAAUA